CUCUGGAGAGAGAGAUUUACGCCUGAUGUUUGAUUUCCAUCCAGGAGAGGGAAUGUCAUCUGGGUAUUUACUUAUGAGUUGAAAUGUGCAGAGGUGCCCAGAGGAUGCCGUUCCCUGGGGAAAUGCUGCCAGGGCAGGGGGGCAGCCAGGCACUGUAAAUGGCAGUUGUUUUAAGGCAUUUGCUUAUUGGCACCAAUUUAUUUGCUUUGCCUUUGAAGAAAGCUCUUCAGAGCUUUGCCUCUGAAGAAAGCUCACCUUCAUGAGACACAGCCUUCAUUGUCUGAGGACAAAUCACUUAAUGAUGAAGAGCAAAUAAGCCAUGAACCACUAGUCCUGUUGCCAACCAGAGGACAAGUGCUGUGGUUUAGGUCUCCUGCCUCCACCCCCUCACCUGCUGAGCCCUAUAACUUUCAGGCUGGACACCCCUCCGGCCAGGCCAAAACUGCUCGGCUUCUCGCUCCGCAGGGUCCCCACAGAGACAGCAUGGCUAGCCAGCGCCUUUGUCUCCUGCUUUUCACUUGCCUGCUGGCCCUGGCAACAUCUCUUCUUGCGUUGGAGAUACAAAACUUGCAUCUCCUCAAUGGCACAACAGAUGAAAUUAUUAAUGUUCCCCCAGAGUCCUCCCAGCUAGGUAAUGAAGGCAAACAUGUUCGACAGGUCAGAGACAUUGCCCCCCACCCACCGGCAGGCCAUGGUUGGCCCAAGGACUGCAGCGAGAUCCCUGCUGGCAGCCGCAGCGGUGUCUACAUCAUCCAGCCAAAAGGGCUCCACCACCUCGUGGUGUACUGUGAAAUGAAUGUGACAAACGGGGGCUGGACGGUCAUCCAGAGGAACCAGAAAGACACACCAGUCACCUGGGCUGAGUCCUGGAGCACCUACAAGUAUGGCUUUGGGAACGUGCGCAGUGAGUACUGGCUGGGCACUGAGUACAUCCAUCAGAUCGCCAUGCAGAAGGUCUAUCAGGUCAGGUUUAUCAUCCAGGACUCCACAGACAACAUCAAUUUCGCAGACUACAACCUCUUCAGUGUGGAAGAUGAGUCCCACGGCUACCGGCUGAGGCUGGGCUCCUACACAGGGACGGCAGGAGAUGCCAUGACCUCAGACAAUCCCAAUACCAUGCAUGACAACAUGAAGUUCUCCACAAAGGAUCGGGAUCAGGACACUUACAGUAAGAACUGUGCCUACAGCUAUGAGGGCGGAUGGUGGUACUCAGCUUGUUAUUCUGUACGGCUGAAUUUCAAGGGUAGCAUGACAUGGGGCAGCCUUUGCAAAGGGAACUGCAAAUCCUCCCUUAUCCUCAUCAAACCAGCUCCAUAUUGUUAGUGCUUUUUCCCCCUCCUGUCCACACUGGACACUCUGCGAAGGCUCUGCAUGGCCUAAGAGCUUGAGCCUUUCUGGAGCAGAGGGAGGAGCCCAAGGGUAGUAGGGUUUUAGUGAAAUGCCACUUUCCAGUUCUCUUCUCUGAGCGCAGGCUCCCCCUCUGCUCAGCUCUUUUCCCCUGUGCUUGUCAAUGAUUCCUUGUUAUUAUGUUCAUAAUCAAGAACAAAAAAUUCACUUGUGAAAUUUGUGGAUUCCACAUGUACCUUCCCUGUGGGAGGAAGACACUGAGCCCUGGAGUGACUUUUCAUCAGAGUUUCUUAGCUGCCUCCAGAAUUCACAGCAAGCAAAAAAACUACAUGCCACAAAUUUCCGUAUACUCUGUGCCUCUCUGCAGUGUCUGGUUAAGCAUGCCAAUAAAUUUGCUUCCUUCAGCUCAUUCUUCAUUAAUGAAUGUCUGUUCUGUAACUCUGAUGUGCUCACACUGAGACGCCAGAAAUCCCAUGUCAGGUGCUAGGACU
Aquila chrysaetos chrysaetos is the source of this 1838-nucleotide messenger RNA. RefSeq names its product fibrinogen-like protein 1-like protein. The transcript is spliced from 4 exons. The record is from RefSeq and is a predicted model, not a curated record. Lineage: Eukaryota; Metazoa; Chordata; Aves; Accipitriformes; Accipitridae. The coding region runs from base 484 to 1323 and encodes 279 amino acids.